CCUAGCUCCCUGCAAAGGCGUCACUCUGUUCAUCUACUCUUAAAAAACCCUAGCAGCCAUUCCCCUUCCCCUUAACCCCCGCCAUUACCAAUGGCAACAGCUGCCGCCAUUCCCACCACCACCGUUCAAUCCUUCGAAAAUGACAUGGCCACUGACGGCGCCGUUCCUCUACCCGCCGUCAUGAAAGCUCCGAUCCGACCCGACGUCGUAACCUACGUCCACUCGAACAUUUCCAAAAAUGCCCGUCAACCUUACGCCGUUUCCAAAAAAGCUGGUCAUCAAACCUCCGCUGAGUCAUGGGGUACUGGACGUGCUGUUUCACGUAUCCCUCGUGUCGCCGGUGGCGGAACCCACCGUGCUGGGCAAGCUGCUUUUGGUAACAUGUGUCGUGGUGGUCGCAUGUUCGCUCCGACCAAAAUCUGGCGCCGUUGGCACCGUAAGAUCCCCGUUAACCAAAAGCGUUACGCUGUUGCUUCAGCUAUUGCUGCGUCUGCUGUUCCUUCGCUUGUCCUUGCGCGUGGUCAUCGUAUUGAAUCAGUUCCUGAGCUCCCUCUUGUUGUUUCGGAUUCAGUUGAGAGCAUUGAAAAGACUUCUAAUGCUGUCAAAGCUUUAAAACAAAUUGGUGCUUAUCCUGAUGCUGAGAAAGCUAAGGACAGUCACGCGAUUCGUCCAGGUAAAGGUAAAAUGCGUAACCGUAGGUACAUUUCCCGUAAAGGUCCACUGAUUGUGUACGGAACCGAAGGUGCUAAGCUAGUGAAAGCCUUCCGUAAUAUCCCUGGAGUCGAAAUUUGCCAUGUCGAUCGACUGAAUUUACUGAAGCUUGCUCCUGGAGGUCAUUUGGGAAGGUUUAUUGUGUGGACUAAAUCAGCUUAUGAGAAAUUGGAUGAGAUUUAUGGUUCCUUUGAUAAGGCGUCUGAGAAGAAGAAGGGAUACGUGUUGCCCAGGCCUAAAAUGGUGAAUGCUGAUCUGGCUAGGAUUAUUAAUUCUGAUGAGGUGCAGUCCGUUGUGAGGCCAAUCAAGAAGGAUGUUAACAAGAGGGCGACAUUGAAGAAGAACCCACUUAAGAACCUGAAUGUGCUGCUGAAGCUUAACCCGUAUGCAAAGACUGCAAGGAGAAUGUCUCUUUUGGCUGAGGCUCAACGUGUUAAGGCUAAGAAAGAGAAGCUUGACAAGAAGAGGCAUCAAGUCACUAAGGAGGAGGCAUCAGCUAUCAGGGCAGCAGGCACAUCUUGGUUCAAGACAAUGAUUUCAGAUUCUGACUACACAGAGUUCGAGAACUUCACAAAGUGGCUUGGUGUUACACAGUGAAGGGCUUUUUUGUUUUGAAAUCAUGUUAGAAACUAUUUUGUUUAUUUGUUGGUUCAGUCUGAUCUUCUACUCAGCUUUGAUGGUCCAAACUAUGAAAGAGAUUAAGUGGGAGGGAAAUUACAUGCUCAAGUCACCUAAGUUGUUACUUGCACAUAUAUUUCCUGACCACAUUUUGUUGUCAAGUUUUGUUUUAGUUGGAGUGUUAUUUUUGUCAGAUAUGGUAUUAAGUAUUUUAUGGAAUAGCCUUUGUAAUGAAUUGCUCUUCGACAUCGCAUGUCUGAUUUAUCACUUUGAUAUGUUCAGCCUCU
Messenger RNA from Nicotiana tabacum (common tobacco), 1616 nucleotides. Its product is annotated as large ribosomal subunit protein uL4-like. Lineage: Eukaryota; Viridiplantae; Streptophyta; Magnoliopsida; Solanales; Solanaceae. Gene Ontology annotation, molecular function: structural constituent of ribosome. The record is from RefSeq and is a predicted model, not a curated record. Gene Ontology annotation, cellular component: ribosome. Gene Ontology annotation, biological process: translation.